Messenger RNA from Spinacia oleracea (spinach), 2136 nucleotides. RefSeq names its product pentatricopeptide repeat-containing protein At5g65570. The transcript has a single exon. The record is from RefSeq and is a predicted model, not a curated record. Gene Ontology annotation, biological process: RNA modification. Bases 98 to 2020 code for a protein of 640 amino acids. Gene Ontology annotation, molecular function: protein binding; RNA binding. NCBI's taxonomy places the organism in Eukaryota, Viridiplantae, Streptophyta, Magnoliopsida, Caryophyllales, Amaranthaceae.
GGGGAGUAAAGAGGACAAAUAAUGUACAUCGAAGACUCGUCUGCAAUGAAUUCCGUGCCAGACUCAUCUUCCUCCUUCGAUCUUGUUUUGUGACAAAAUGGCUACAUUGAAAUGGCGGGUAAAAGGAUGGAAAUCUUCAAAAUUUGUGAGGGUUCUACAGACCAACGCAUUCAAUCAAACCCAACAAAUCAUCAGAAAAACGACUACAUCUUCUACCCAAAUCCCAAGUCAGUUGGAUCUUCCAUUGCAUUUUCGUGUCACAAACCUCAACGAAGCCUCAGGGUUCUAUAUCUCUCUUAUCCAACAAUCAAAAUCAGCUGAAGAAAUCAGGAAGAUUCAAACCCACAUGACGAAUCACAGUUUUCCUCACCUAAGAUUAGGAAAUAAGCUAUUGGAUGCGUAUUUAAGACUUGGCAGCCUUGGUUAUGCACACCAACUGUUCGAUGAAUUGCCUCAAAGGCAUGUUGUUGCUUGGAAUGCAAUGAUUUCUUGUUAUAUAAGGCAAAGGAGGAGUGCUGAAGCUGUGAGUUUGUAUAAAAGAAUGGCAUUGGAAGGAGUUUGUCCGGAUGAUUUUACGCUGUCCAGUAUUUUGAAGGCAUUUUCUGAUCUGGGUCUUGUUUUUGAUGGCCAAAAAGCUCAUGGAAAAGCUGUUGUUUUCGGGUUGGAGAUAUCAAAUGUGUUUGUUGGAAGUGCCCUUGUUGAUAUGUAUGCCAAGCUUGGUAAAAUGAGGAAUGCCCACUUGGUAGCGGAUCGAGUUGUGGAAAAAGAUGUGGUCUUGUUUACUACUUUGGUUGUUGGCUAUGUUCAAAACGGGGAAGAUGGUAAAGCAAUGCAGGCAUUUUAUCAGAUGAUUAGCGAAGGAGUUAAGGGGAAUGAGUAUACUUUUACUAGCUUAUUGGUGAGUUGUGGUAACUUGAAGGAUUUAUGUCUAGGCAAUUUAAUACAUGGGUUUAUAAUAAAAUGUGGUCAUGAGUUUGGAAUUUCUUCGCAGACAUCACUUUUGACUAUGUACUCGAAAUGCGGCAUGGUUGACGAUUCACUUAAGGUUUUUGAACAUGUUCUUAACCCAAAUUUGGUGUCUUGGACAUCCCUUAUUGUUGGUCUUGCACAAAAUGGCAGAGAAGAAGUUGCCCUGUCCAAAUUUUGUCAAAUGAUACGCAGUUCGGUAAUUCCAAACUGUUUGACCUUGUCUGGGGCUCUUAUUGCAUGCUCCAGCCUUGCAAUCCUUGACCAAGGGCAACAAAUACAUACCAUUAUACUAAAAUUAGGUUUACACUUGGAUAAGUUUAUUGGAGCUUCCCUAAUUGAUUUCUAUGGGAGGUGUGGUUGUGUGGAACUUGCAAAGCCGGUUUACGAUAGCUUGUUCAACCGUGAUCUGGUGAUUGUGAACACACUGAUGUAUGCUUAUGCUCAGAAUGGUUUCGAACAUGAAACACUAGAACUGUUUCAACGAAUGAAAGCCAUGGGGCUUGAACCCAAUGAUGUUACUCUUGUUAGUGUUCUAUUAGCAUGCGGCAAUGCAGGACUGGUUGAUGAAGGCAUUCACAUCUUCGACACUUUUGUUGGAAAAUGUAACAUUCAGAUCACUAAAGAACACUAUGCUUGCAUGGUAGAUAUUUAUGGACGUGCUGGAAGGCUUCAGGAGGCAGAGUCACUUAUAAAUGAAGUUGGUAAUCCAGAUAUUGUUUUGUGGAGGAUACUGCUGACUGCAUGCAGGCUCCAUGGAGACAUUACCAUGGUAGGUAGGAUUCUUAAAAAAGUAGCAGAGCUAUCACCUGGAGAUGAGGGAAGCUUAGUUCUAUCCUCUAAUAUUUAUGCAGCAGAAGGUAAUUGGAGUCAGGUUAUUGGGGUGAAGUCGUUAAUUUGGGGGAAUGGAUUGAAAAAGAGUCCUGCUAUGAGCUGGGUCAGUAUAGACGGCGAGGUUCACACUUUUAUGGCAGGAGAUUUCUCCCAUCCAAGAUUUAAAGAAAUAGAUUACAUAAUUAAAGAACUCAUGAAGAAAGUUAAGGAGUUUGGGUAACUGUUGUAGAUGUAAGGACUGUCAUAGAGGGGGUAUCCUUUCACAAUGGUUUAGAGGAACCGUUAUUAAGUGUACAAAUACUCAUUUCCUAAUAACCAUUGCCUUUUCUUUCCAAA